UUGAAGGCUGAGACCGGAAGCUUGUCUAAUGGCGUAACGUUACUUGACACCGGUCAGACUACAAAACAGUCUCAUCUUUCUUUCAGGAGGACAUCAGGCAUAUGAUGAGAUGCGUGUCGUGUUUUGAAAUAAAUCGUCUAUUUAAGAAUAGAUAAAAUGGGUAAAAAGGAUAAAGGAGAUCGGGACAAGAAGUCCAAGAAGCGUUUUUAUGAGGAAGAAGAAGAUGAAGAAGAGGUAGUGGGCAGCGAGUCUCAGGAGGCCAUACCUGCUGCUGCGGGGAAACAAGUGGAUGAGUCCAGCACAAAACUGGAUGAAUAUGGAGCUAAAGAUUAUCGUGUUCAGAUGCUGUUGAAGAAUGAUCACUCUUCACGCCCCCUCUGGGUGGCUCCAGAUGGACACAUCUUUCUGGAGGCCUUCUCACCAGUGUAUAAGUACGCCCAGGAUUUCAUGGUGGCCAUUGCAGAACCAGUGUGCCGGCCUAAUCAUAUUCAUGAGUACAAGCUGACGGCCUACUCCCUGUAUGCAGCGGUCAGUGUAGGGCUACAGACCUCUGAUAUUGUGGAGUACCUGCAGAAACUCAGCAAGACGUCGUUACCUGAUGGAAUCGUGCAGUUCAUUCAGCUCUGCACAGUGAGCUAUGGCAAAGUUAAACUGGUGCUCAAGCACAACAGGUACUUUGUUGAGAGUACCUUCCCUGAUGUGAUCCAGCGCCUUCUGCAGGACAACGUGAUCCGUGAAUGCCGUCUCCGCACUGCAGACGGAGCAGACACUGAGCUUAUUACUGAAGUCAUCUACAGCAAGUCAGCGAUUUCCAAGUCUAUUGAGGAAAAGGGAGGUACUUCCACCUCACAGCCCAGCGAUGGACCAACUACAUCCCAGCAGAUCCCUGAGGACAUCUUCAGCUACUAUGAGCAGAUGGAUAAAGAAGAGGAGGAGGAGGAAGAGACUCAGGCUGUGUCUUUUGAGAUUCGCCAGGAGAUGAUUGAAGAACUGCAGAAGCGUUGUAUUCAGCUGGAGUACCCCCUCUUAGCAGAGUAUGACUUUCGCAAUGAUACAGUCAACCCAGAUAUCAACAUAGACCUGAAGCCCACUGCUGUGUUGCGGCCCUACCAGGAGAAGAGUCUGCGCAAGAUGUUUGGGAAUGGACGUGCUCGCUCUGGGGUCAUCGUGCUGCCCUGCGGAGCGGGCAAAUCUCUGGUGGGCGUGACAGCAGCGUGCACGGUGCGUAAACGCUGCUUAGUGUUGGGGAACUCCUCGGUGUCAGUGGAGCAGUGGAAAGCUCAGUUCAAGAUGUGGUCCACUAUCGAUGACUCUCAGAUCUGCCGCUUCACUUCCGACGCCAAGGACAAGCCCAUCGGCUGCUCAGUGGCCAUCAGCACCUACUCUAUGCUGGGUCACACCACCAAGCGCUCCUGGGAGGCUGAGAGAGUCAUGGAGUGGAUGCGGAGCCAGGAGUGGGGACUCAUUAUCCUGGAUGAGGUGCACACUAUCCCCGCCAAGAUGUUCCGUCGUGUUCUGACCAUUGUCCAGGCACAUUGCAAAAUGGGACUCACUGCCACACUGGUCAGGGAAGAUGACAAGAUUGUGGACCUGAACUUCCUAAUUGGACCUAAGCUAUUUGAGGCGAACUGGAUGGAGUUACAGAACAACGGCUACAUUGCCAAAGUCCAGUGCGCAGAGGUGUGGUGCCCAAUGUCCCCGGAGUUUUACAGAGAGUAUGUGGCCAUCAAGACAAAGAAGCGCAUGCUGUUUUACACCAUGAACCCCAACAAGUUCCGCGUUUGCCAGUUUCUCAUUCGCUUCCACGAGCGGCGCAAUGACAAGAUCAUGGUCUUUGCUGACAACGUGUUUGCCUUAAAGGAAUACGCCAUUCGCCUCAACAAGCCUUACAUUUAUGGCCCAACCUCUCAAGGGGAACGAAUGCAGAUUUUACAGAACUUCAAACACAACCCCAAGAUCAACACCAUUUUCAUCUCCAAAGUUGGAGACACCUCAUUUGACUUGCCAGAAGCCAAUGUUCUGAUCCAGAUCUCUUCCCACGGUGGGUCACGCAGACAGGAGGCCCAGAGACUUGGCAGAGUCUUACGAGCCAAGAAAGGAAUGGUAGCAGAGGAGUACAAUGCCUACUUCUACUCACUGGUGUCCCAGGACACCCAGGAGAUGGCUUACUCCACCAAGAGGCAGAGGUUCCUGGUGGACCAGGGUUACAGCUUUAAGGUGAUCACAAAGUUGGCAGGUAUGGAGGAAGAGGACCUAAUGUUCUCCUCAAAAGAUGAGCAACAGCAGCUGCUUCAGAAGGUCCUCGCUGCUUCAGACCUGGAUGCUGAGGAGGAAGUGGUGGCAGGGGAGGUGGGCGGACGACCACAGUUCUCAAGACGAACGGGCACCAUGAGCUCCAUGUCAGGUGCAGAUGACACCGUCUACAUGGAAUAUCAGAGUCGAGGCAGCAAAGCUGCAUUAGGCAAAAACAUUCAUCCACUGUUCAAGCGCUUCAGAAAGUAGAUGCACUGACUCAAACCCUGGCACCUAAAGACCUACUCCGUUGCAGCAAGGUAACAGGACGUAGUUGGGGUGCAAUAAUGUCUACUGAGAUCGGAGAGUCCAUCUUGGUCUGGAGAAGAGAGCGAUGACUGAAUAUACCUUGAAACUGAAUAUGAUUAGGAGCAAAUGAUGAUAUGCUGUAACUUGCUUCCUCCUGGUAGCUGAUAGGAAUGAUAGUUGAAAUAACUUGUACAUCUAGUUAAGUACGUGAAUGACGGCAGCAGGGCUGAACAGCUCUGCGUGAUACAUUUGAAAGACUCAUCUCCAGCUCCCUCAAGCACCUACAUGGAAUGACAUUUACAGAUGACAUGCAACGCUAACAA
Etheostoma cragini (Arkansas darter) is the source of this 2864-nucleotide messenger RNA. It is a transcript of the gene ercc3, whose product is annotated as excision repair cross-complementation group 3. The transcript is spliced from 15 exons. The coding region runs from base 157 to 2502 and encodes 781 amino acids. Lineage: Eukaryota; Metazoa; Chordata; Actinopteri; Perciformes; Percidae. The record is from RefSeq and is a predicted model, not a curated record. Gene Ontology annotation, molecular function: ATP binding; 3'-5' DNA helicase activity; hydrolase activity. Gene Ontology annotation, cellular component: nucleotide-excision repair factor 3 complex; transcription preinitiation complex; transcription factor TFIIH holo complex. Gene Ontology annotation, biological process: nucleotide-excision repair; transcription initiation at RNA polymerase II promoter.